Messenger RNA from Boleophthalmus pectinirostris (great blue-spotted mudskipper), 901 nucleotides. RefSeq lists its product as uncharacterized. Lineage: Eukaryota; Metazoa; Chordata; Actinopteri; Gobiiformes; Gobiidae. The coding region runs from base 96 to 656 and encodes 186 amino acids. The transcript has 2 exons. The record is from RefSeq and is a predicted model, not a curated record.
CCCUGUUUUACAAUUUCUACUACCGGGGUUGAAUAGUUUGGGCCAUCAUGCUAGAAUUACAGUGCGCAUAUGUAAUUUAACUUACACAGAUCUCAAUGAAAUCCAUGGCUAAAAGGCGUGCAUCCGAAGAUGCACUCCUCUGCACCUCACCUUCUAAAAAAUGUCGCGGACUUUGCGGUGUUGACAUGCGGCUAGAAAGCGUGGCUGCCUCCGGGGGUGUGAGCCAUGGGGUGAGCCCGCCGUCCCUGCACGCUUUGUUGGGAAGUCGUUGUAGAAAAAGACCCCUUUACUUUGAUGAAACAGAAGCGACUGACUUUGAUUUAGAGCUUUUCCGCAAAAGUACACAUGAUGACCUGCAGGUGAAGCACCCUGCGUACCCGAACCAUCAGAUAAACACAGUGCACCCGCAGCAGACUUCUGGAAACUUCCAGGAGCCUCGAAACUUUACGAACGCUAAAUCCACGAACAAACGAACUCGAGAGGAUUGUGAUGAACCUGCAGACACAGUUAAUUCUAAAGCCGUGGUGGAUAGAAAGACAGACAUUGAAGACAAUUUCAACUCGUUUCAGUUUUGGAGAAUACCUUUGCCUGAAUUGGACAUGUCCCUGCUCCAGGAGCCUAAUAAAGACUUCAGUUCUGAGGAAAUGGAAACAUGAAUAUUUGGGUUGGUGUUUAUUUGCAUUCUUGACUAAUGCAGUAAUCAAGGUUGUAGAUUUUGUUUGAUUUUGUUGAUCUGUAUUUAGACACAAAAUUUGGAGAAAUGCUACUUUUUGUUACAGCACUUUACAGCCAGUAAGGAGGAUCUAAGAUGAAAUUUCAAGAUUCUUUUACUUUCUCAUGUUUUAUUGUAAACGAUGUUGUGAACCAAUGUUUGACAGUAAAGUUUGUACUCCUUCUGUAA